Messenger RNA from Alternaria incomplexa, 1260 nucleotides. RefSeq lists its product as uncharacterized. The record is from RefSeq and is a predicted model, not a curated record. Lineage: Eukaryota; Fungi; Ascomycota; Dothideomycetes; Pleosporales; Pleosporaceae. Gene Ontology annotation, molecular function: 2 iron, 2 sulfur cluster binding; iron ion binding. Bases 1 to 1260 code for a protein of 419 amino acids. The transcript has a single exon.
AUGGUCGGGUCACUCCUGAGCUACCUUGGCUUUGGCGGCUCAGCCGCCGCCCAGGCUCCACCAGAGAACCAGCCCGUACGGGCCCUCCCCGCCAACUGGUAUACCUCUGAAGAGAUGUACCAACUCGAGCGACGCGCUAUCUUCACCCGAAGAUGGCUCAUUCUUACCCACAAGUCGCGACUCGCCAACCCGGGCGACUUCCUUCGCUACAACGUCGCCAACUACGACAUCGUCGUUUCCAAGGACCGGUCCGGCGAGAUCAACGCAUUUCAUAACGUAUGCCGACACCGCGCGUAUCCCGUAGUCGAGAAGGAUGGUGGCAAUGCCAAGAUCUUCUCCUGCAAGUACCACGGCUGGUCGUAUGGCCUCAACGGCAAGCUCGCGAAGGCGCCGGGCUACCAAGAGCUCCAGAACUUCGAGAAGGCCAAGAACGGUCUCUUCCCCAUUCACACACGCAUCGACCGCAACGGCUUUGUCUGGAUCAACAUGGAUGCGAAGAAGGAGCCCGAGGUAUCAUGGGAGUCACAGUUCGACCACGUCGACGAACAGGCGCGCUUCGGUCAGUUCAACUUUGACGACUACGAGUUUGACCACACCUGGAACCUCGACGGUCCAUUCAACUGGAAGAUUCUCGCCGACAACUUCAACGAGUGCUACCACUGCAAGAGCACGCACCCCGAUCUCACAACAGGUUUGAUCGACCUCGAGAGCUACGACGUCUACUGCUCGGCCGACCACAUCCAGCACGACCCCAAGACCCCUCAAGACCGCAAGGACCUCGGCCAAGAGAUCUGCUCCACGUACUGCUUCCCCAACGCCUCCUUCACCGUCACAAAACACUUCCUCUUCAUGCAGAAGUUCAUGCCCAAGUCACCUACCGAGUCAGUCAUGUACUACGAGGUCUGGCGCAACAAGCACUCGAACGAUGAGGACUUCAACCUCAUUAGCGACACCUACAAGCGCGUCAUGGGCGAGGACAAGGUUCUAUGUGAGCGUGCGCAGAAGAACAUCGAGGCUGGCAUCUUUGUCAACGGUGAGCUGCACCCACACAUGGAGAAGGGCCCACUCUUCUUCCAGAAGCGAUGUCGCGAGAUCGUCAUGGAGCACGGCGCGAAGGAGAAGAAGGCCGGUCAGAAGAUCUGGCCUGCUAAGCAGCAACUCGAGCCCACUGGUGCCUCGGCCAUCAGCAAAGAGAUGGAGGACUUCUGCGAGGGUCUUGCUUGUGGCAAUGACAACGAGAAGAGCGACCUUGCUUGGUAA